UUCUCUCCCGCAUUUCUCCGUCUGUUUUGUUUUCAAACGUCCAAAGCUCCAGAACUCGAGUCGCUUUCCGCUCCUCUAUUUUCCUCGCCGAGCUAGGGCAAUAUUUACGCAAGUGCUUUUCCAUCGCGUCGCGGCUUUUCCUCAUAGUUUGUUUACAUUUAACGAUCGACUGUCUCUGUGUGUGUAAGGUGUUUGAAUCGGAUCUGCAAUCUGUAUUUGUGGUGGUUAGCCGGUGGCUAAAGUUCGCGUUUUAAGUUUUGCGUUUUGUUUUGCUUUGAGCUCAAAGACAACCUGCGUUUUCAAUUGAAAGCGACACAUUUUCAUAUUUGCUUAUUUGCUGGACAGAUAACAUAUGGACAAGCCCGGUGAACUCUAAUAUUAUUAUCUGUUUUAGAAGACUUCUCAAUUCAUAUAACUGUCCCCCCCAAGAAGCUGGCAAAGUGGAGCCUCUGAGCGAGAGAGCACGGCGUGGGAGAGAGAGAGAACGGAGCGCCAGCCACUGCACUUCGGCAGCAUUCGGCGGCGUUCGGCAAUCGCCCGAACGCCAGAAUCUCGUUUUCCGCACAUUUUCCGUUCGUGAGCCCCGUAUGCCAUAGCAAUCUUUUUUCGUCGCUCGGUUCGGUCGGUUCGGUUCGCGGUCGCUCUGAAGGGAGAGUGAGUACUCGUGGAGUAUCGAGUACCAAGUACUGAGUAGUGAGUGAUUUCGGGUAUUAGAGUGCCUGCGCGCAGGCGUCGCGGCUGCUGGGAUAAAAAGUUAUUGCUAAUUGCCAGAGGGCUGCCAAAGUUCGUUGGAAAAAGUUAAUGCCCGCAAAGAAAAAAAGUCCAAAGCCGAAAUACAAGUGUGCAAAAAUCCAAAUGUGGCCAACUCCAAAGGCAAAACAACAAGAAUAAAACACACUCUGCGAAUACGACGGGUUUCGUUCUUAUCGCGCUUUUGUAUUUACCUUUUUUUUCUGCUCAGUGCUUGACCAUUAAAAAAGAACACAGAGAUCCUUAAGCCCCCAACUUGGCGUUAUUUUUAGACGAUAAAAGAGUCUGGGAAAGCCAAGAGGCCGUGUGGAAUCGGGGAAUCGAGGAAUCGAGGAAUCGAGGAGCCCAGAGCCAGCGGAGACCAGCAAGAAAAAAGCAGCCAAAACGACUGAAACUGCCACGAAAUGGGCACCAAGUCACCCGGUGGUCCACAGCGCUGCCGUCUGAUCUUGCAGCGUUGCCUGGCCAUUCAGCUGACCAAGCCCGGCCACACGCCCGAGGACUUUUGGAUGUACGACUCGGGAUAUAUGAUAUUUCAGAACUUCCUGGCCGCCAACGCACAAUGCUGGUGGAAUGGACCAUUGACGGCAGCCACGCGAGCUCUGAAGUAUGCCGGACACGUGGCGCCUGGAAUGCUCCUGGUCACCGCUGAACCCUGUGCCCUGGAGGUCCUCCGUGGAGCCUUCGCCCGGAGUGUCCUGAAGCCGCCGGCCACCUAUGUGAUCAGCUCAGUGGGUGACAUUGACGAUUGCAUUGUGACGCCAACGGUCCAGGGGCAGUUCACCCCGCUGCCUGAGGCUCUGUGUGACGUGAUCAUGGACCUCACCGCCGAGGGUCAGUCGGCCACCAUUGAGCAUGUGCGCGGCAAGCUGGGCGCCCGCUUUCCGCACAUGACCACGCCAGCCACUGAAGUUAUCUACGACACCCUCGCCCAGCUGAUGCAGGAGCAGAAGAUCUACCAGACCUCCAAGGGAUACUUUAUCUUCACGCCAGAACGACGACGUAGUCGAUCGAGGCCACGCAGCAAUCACCACCAGCUGAACGGUAGCCUGGCCUAUGGCCAGUUGGCGGAGGAGGAGCAGCAGCACAGCGAGGACGUGGUGCCACAGGAGGCCCGCACUAUGCUCAUGUCCAAUUCCGAGGCGCUGCACUCGCUCUACGGCGAGAUCUCGACGGAGCGGGACGGCGACCUCACCCACCAGUGCAUACAAACGAACCUGGCGGAUGUGAUCUGCGGCGGCAAUCCCAAUGACAAGAUCAUCUAUCCAAGGGCAGCGAAGCGACGCAGUGCCUCGUUUCCCACGCCGCGCAGCUUAGAGCGGCGGCACAGUUUGCGGCUCUUUGGCUCGUCGAAGCGCCUGCAACGCUGCGCCUCCACUCGCAGUUUGUCCAAGACCUACGCCCAGACGCUCAACACCACGGACAGCAGCAGUUCGGAAUACCAAAGCACAGAUUCGUCAUCACCCAAAAAAGGAUCUUUGCUCUCACGCCUGUUCCGACGCAGCGGUCGAGCCAAGCAGCGCCAGAUUGAGACCUACUCGGCCCAGUUCCCGCCAGCGGAAUGGUUCAACACCAGAGCCGUUCACCUGCACAGCGUGGGCACACAGACGGCGGAGCACGACAUGCCCGUGGCCCAUACGCUGUCCAACUCGACGUUCUACGACGGCUCCGAGCUGAGCCAGCGCUCGUCCACACUGCCCCGUCGCCAUCGCCGCCACAUGUCCAGCGAGUCGACGUUUCUGAUUUCCUCCAGGGACUGUUCGCCCAUCCGCCGCCGCUCACCGGUCUACUGCAGCAGCUCGCUACCUCGCUCCACGCAGUCGAUUCCGGCCACGACGGCGGCCAAAGCGAAUCACUCGUCUCGCCUCAGCCAUGGCCACGGAUCGGUGACGCCCACGCCGCCAAAGACGGCCCAAAAGUCGGUGAUUGGGAAGCACAUUUUCGAGAGCUCACCGUCGCGAUCCGCCACGCUGAAAGCGACUGCGGCCAAGCGCCAAACGGACGCGCUGAUCAUCAACAGCUGUCUGGACAACAAGGCCACCUACCGGAGCCUGCAGAGCAGCGGUCCCUCCAGCUUGGAGUCCUGCAGGACCACCUCGAUGCUUGCCAGCGGCCCCUCGAGCAUCGACAGCGGCAAAGUGUCCUUCAGCCAGAAGACCAGCGGCCACUCUAGUCUGGACUCGCAGUGCUCCACCAACACGGCGGUGGUGGCCCCCUCAACGAGUAGUGGUGUUGGCAGCUCCCGCUCGAUCCUCCUCCUGAAUGGUUCUCCACGUGGAACGCCACGGCAUCAGGCAAUGCGGGCACGCGUUGCAGAGGCACAGGCCCAAAGACAAAGGGCCAGCACACCCAGUCGCAUUCUGGAGGAGAUGAGCUAUCCCACUGGCGGCAACAGCGUGGGAGUGCCCACCUCCAGCAGCAACAACUCGAUCACCCUGCAGGUGACCACCUCGAAUGGCAACCAGAGCAUCCCCAGCACCAAGAUCUUUGUGCAGAACUCGCCAGUUCGGAGCGUGAUCACGCUGGAGAAUGGCAAGAUGCUGGAGAACUCCAAUGUGUUCAUCAUCAACAACGAGACGAUGACGAACGAGCGGGGCGAGAUCAUCAAGAAGACUCUCUCCAAACAGACUUCGUCUGCGGCGACUCCAGCGGCGGCCACUUCCACGCCCGUCAAGCCCCAGGACACGCUUUCGGAGACAAUUCUCAGCGAAACGGAGGCCAACUCCGAGACCUGUGACUCCAUCUCUUUUAUCAGCGAAAGCUCGCCGGAGAACACGUGUCCCGUGGAUGUGGAGACGCCGAUUUACGAUGGGGGAAAGUACGCCAAGAACACUAAUAACGAUGCCACCAUGAACAACAGCCGGAAGCUGUGCCUCCAGCUGGCCAAUGGCAUUGCCUACAAGAACAACGUGCUGAAGAACGAGUCCCAGCCGAACUCCCCGAGUGCGGAUCAACCGUUGAAGCUGGCGGCGCUGGCCAAACAGGAUUUUGAGAUCGCUGGAUCGGUGGGCAAUCUCCACUUUUACGAGAAGAACUCCAAGGACCUGGCUGCAUCGCAAAGCAACAACAAGAUGAUGAACAGCAGCACCGACCUCAAGAAUCUCUGCUACGAGAACCUUUGCUCCAUGAACGGGGAGGAACUGGCGCUGGCGCACCUGCUCCACAAGUCACGGAGCAACCCCCUGGGCAGUGAGCCCAAUCUAGCCCUAAAGGACUUGGCCACUGACAAGUCCAUAGACAAGGAGGCCAUCGAUCGGCGCCUUAGCUUGACCAAGGAGUCCUUGGAGCAGGGCAUGGGCAAUGUACUGUCCAACGGCGGCGAGGAGCUGUACAACUUUCCCAGUCUGACCGACUUGUCCUUCAAUUUCACGUCCCUGGCGGCCAGGAAGAUCCUGCAGGGUGUGAGCCUCAACAGCAUCGACACUUUGGUGGAGCUCAACAUGGCAGCAGCGGCGGCGGCGGCAGCAGCAGCGGCGGCCAACAGUGCCCAGGAGAAGCAGCAAAAUAACCAGCCGGCGGCGCCAACAGCCUCCGUUUGCACCGACUUUGGCAUGGUCUAAAGGCAACAACGCCUCCGCCCCACAGGGAUCCGAGCACUGUGGGCAACGGAGCAGCGCCAGCCUCUUAGUUUAAUCGAACGAAAUCGUAGGGUCUAGGAUAGGAGAGGGAUGCCCGCUCUCUCUCCGGCAUUUGGCAAGCAAGCUUCUUGUGUAAUUUAUUGCGAUUUGAUUUCCCCACUUGGACGAUAGCAGCAAUUUGUAUGUAUUUGAGUUAGGGUUUUUUUUUUGUAUCGGAAGCAACUUUUAUUUACAGUGCCAAAAUACGUUUAGUUUAAUUUUAAUGCUUAUUACAUCUUACUUCAUAUUUCGUAUGCCAGUUCGUAUUUUGCCUUGCAGCCCCCCACCAGAGAGACACCGCCAAGCGGGAGUCUGGGGAAAGCAAGCCGAUCUAUGUUAAAGUCCACCACAAAUACCCCCUUACUUUUGUGUGUACAUUAUUCAAAAUAAUUGUUUAUACUAACUAACCACGCCCAAAAUGCAAUCCUAUCUAAUGCAGAGACACGACAUGUACUACGAACAUAGAAUUUAGCACUUUGAACAGAACUACAAUAAUUUUGUACAAGGCCUUAAUUAGUAAAGUCAGCAAUAAUACAAAAUAAGUUGAAUUACUAAUAAAAACAAUAUAAACGA
This is a messenger RNA of Drosophila kikkawai, 4940 nucleotides long. RefSeq names its product Stork-head domain-containing protein knockout (gene ko). Gene Ontology annotation, cellular component: nucleus; cytoplasm. Gene Ontology annotation, biological process: regulation of transcription by RNA polymerase II. Gene Ontology annotation, molecular function: RNA polymerase II transcription regulatory region sequence-specific DNA binding. The record is from RefSeq and is a predicted model, not a curated record. Lineage: Eukaryota; Metazoa; Arthropoda; Insecta; Diptera; Drosophilidae.